Molecule: messenger RNA, 357 nt
Organism: Gigantopelta aegis
Lineage: Eukaryota; Metazoa; Mollusca; Gastropoda; Neomphalida; Peltospiridae
Product: zinc finger CCCH domain-containing protein 18-like
Exons: 3
Source: RefSeq, a predicted model, not a curated record
AUGACUGGAUUUUGCUGUCAUAAACUGAAGGUGCAGAAGAAUGACACAAAAAAACAUACAGAGAGAGAGAGAGAGAGAGAGAGAGAGAGAGAGAGAGAGGCUACUAGAGAACAGGACGGGACUCAUCGUGACCCACCGGCGCCAGAAGAUCUACCGCCAAGCGAUUCUACUGACAGAAAUGGACAACAACACCAUCCAUCGAAUUGUCAAGACGAUCUGCGGCGCCGGCUACGAAGUCGUCCUCCAAGACUUGGCCACGAGACGUCAUCUUCUCCCAUCCCUGAGUGUGACACCGCUCCUCAGCUCGCCAGUAGUAGUAGUAGUAGUAGUAGUAGUAGUAGUAGCAGUAGCAGUAGC